This is a messenger RNA of Lathyrus oleraceus (garden pea), 408 nucleotides long. RefSeq lists its product as uncharacterized. Lineage: Eukaryota; Viridiplantae; Streptophyta; Magnoliopsida; Fabales; Fabaceae. The transcript has 2 exons. The record is from RefSeq and is a predicted model, not a curated record. Bases 1 to 408 code for a protein of 135 amino acids.
AUGAGUGAUGUUAGUCGUUUUUUGAAAUAUCGAAAGCUCAUGUUGUGUUUCAUUGGUCCUUAUCAUAUUUUGAAGAGAGUCGGAGAAGUGGCCUACGGAGUUAAUUUACCACCGUCUCUUUCGAAUCUUCAAUGUGUGUUUCAUGUGUCUCAACUUCGAAAGUAUGUUCCAGAUCCGUCUCAUAUAAUUCAAAUGGAUGAUGUGCAAGUGAGAGAUAACUUGAUUGUAAAGGCAUCACAAUUACAAAUUGAUGAUAAAAAAGUGAAACACUUAAGAGGUAAAGAUAUUAUCUUGGUGAAGGUUAUAUGGGGAGGACAUGUUGGAGGAAUCAUGACGUGGGAGCUGGAGAGUCGGAUGAGGGAGUCUUAUCUAGAGUUGUUUCGUUCAGGUAUUUGUAUAAUUGAUUAA